GUUCGGAUAAAAUGUGUAUAUAUAUUAUACAUGUUCACUUUUUUGUUUCUAAAUUAUGUUUAUUAUGUUAAUUUGAACCGGGUUUAUGUAAACUGCAGAACAUAGUGUGUGACGUCACAUUUGGUUGUCAUGGCAAUACUUCCCUAAACAGUAGGUUAGACGGAUUUAUCUUCUUUCGUGUUAUUCGUCAGUUUUAAAGUUUUUCUUUAGGUGAAUUGAUCUGAGGUCGUUGAUUAGACAUGCUGCUUGGACAGAAAUACAAACCUAAGUGUCGGGAAGUUACCGGCCCUACACCUCACUCAGUGGCAGUGCGAGCCAAACAGCCACCGAGCAGACCCUCCGAUUACCUGAUAGUGGAACGAAGGAAACAGGAUGCUGCUCACAAAAAAGUGCUGGAGUUUACCAAGGACCAAAGUGCCUGUGAUUUGAGAAUAGGCUGGGAAAGGAACACAGAGCAAAAGAUGGUGUCUGCCACUAUCGAGCGACGUGUCCAGGAGGCAAUGGAACAGUAUGAGUUGAGCAUUGAUGAACGGAGAGAAAGGCUGCGUAAAAUGCUGCUGUCUGAGGAGAGAGAAUUGUUGCAAGAGAUGGACUCAAAGCAAGACACUGUGCUUGAAAGGCAAGCCAGGAUGUGUGAGAGAGCAAAGAACCUGCAAGAGAAAAGAGAAAGUGAGAGGAAGAAGGUGGCUGCUGAGAAGCUUGAUCAACUCUUCAGAGAGCAGAGCGACGAGUUCCGGGCCAUGCAAAUGCGCCAGCACCAGGAUGAGGUCUGCACAGAGCGUGCAGCACAGAUCCAAACACGCAGAGAAGAGCGUCGACUGCAGCAGGAGGAAGAAAUGCUGUUUGCACAGCUGUGGGAAAAAGAUCGUCAGGCCAAAGAGCAACGUGAGGACCUGAAGGUUCAGCGUCAGAAAGAGAACAACUUGCAGCAGUUGGCUUUUCUGCACAUUCAGAUGGAGGCUGCAGAGCAACAGAGGCUGCAGGCCAAACAACUCAAAGAAGAAGAGGCCCAGUUACUGCGAGAUCAGAGGGAGAUGUUGCGUCUGGAAGAGGAGCGAGAACACAGACAGAAGUUCCAGAAUCAGGAGAACUGGCGCAGGGAACUAGACACCUCACUGCGUCUGAAAUUGAAACGUCUGGCACGGGAGGAGCAGGAAGAUCUGGCGUUGGACAUGAGCAUCCUGGAGCAGCUGCUCACAGAGGUGAAGGACGAGAAAAAAGAAGAGGCUCUUAGGAAGCUGGAGCUACGUGAGGAGCAGAGAAAGUAUCGUCAGUACCUGGCAGAACAGCUGGAGGAGCAGAAACAGCACGAGGCUGAGACAGAGCAGGUGAUAGAGGCUGAGCUGCAACAGACGUGGAAUCGCAGGGCUGAAAAAAACCGUCUGGUGAAAGAAGCCAGAAACCGGCUUAUGAAGGAUGUGCUGGACACACAGCGCUUACAAAUUCAAGAAAAGUUGGAUAGGAAUGCUCAGAAACAGGCUGAACUGGCUACGGAGAGAGACGAGCUGAAUAGAAUCAUCCAGGAACACAAGAUGCUGGAGGAACAGAAAAAAACACGUCUCAAGGAAGUAUGUCAGGAAUAUAAAGCUGGUCUGUCAGCACAGAUUUUGGACAAUCAGCGCCUGUGUGAGGUCAAGAAGGCUGAGAAUGACCGGGAGGACGAAAGGUAUCGUAUGGAGCAGGAGAACUAUAAUAAGAAGGUGAAGGAUUUGCUGUCCAGGCCAACAUCACACACCACAGUAGUUCACCCUUUUAGAAGAAGAAGGGAUCAUCCAACGAGUAACUAAACCUGCUCAUAUCAAUAUGCUGCGAUUUGCACACAAAGUAAAACUUCUUAGUGAGCUCCUGCACCUAAUAGGUGUUAUAGAUACAGUAUCUAUCUCACAGAAGUGAGUAAACCCCUCACAUUAUUGUCAAUAUUUUAUUAGA
This is a messenger RNA of Tachysurus vachellii, 1929 nucleotides long. RefSeq names its product cilia and flagella associated protein 53 (gene cfap53). The transcript has 8 exons. The coding region runs from base 240 to 1787 and encodes 515 amino acids. The record is from RefSeq and is a predicted model, not a curated record. Lineage: Eukaryota; Metazoa; Chordata; Actinopteri; Siluriformes; Bagridae.